Neodiprion virginianus is the source of this 4064-nucleotide messenger RNA. RefSeq names its product peroxidase. Gene Ontology annotation, biological process: response to oxidative stress. The record is from RefSeq and is a predicted model, not a curated record. The transcript has 5 exons. Gene Ontology annotation, molecular function: heme binding; peroxidase activity. Lineage: Eukaryota; Metazoa; Arthropoda; Insecta; Hymenoptera; Diprionidae. The coding region runs from base 257 to 2560 and encodes 767 amino acids.
CAGCCUUACAAUCUUACGCAACGGAACCAGUCUUCUGUCGGACACGCAGUGCAACGCACCCAAUCGACUCAUAAUACGCAUUAUUAUAAUUUUCGCCCUACUGACAGUGACAAAUAUCGACGACAAGAAAGAAAAUUGGGUACUUCUCUUCAAAUAACGCAAAAGAUUUCUUCGUGAAAUCAAAAUAGUGUGUUUUCCUUGUUAUUGUUUCUGAGCUGAUGAAACAGAAGAGUAUUGAAAUUAACUAAAACUCGAAAUGGUCAUUACGGAAAGGACGCCGUUAACUUGGCCCACAGACUCGCCUAACUAUACUGAAUUCUCCAAUAUACUGCGAACAAGAACUUCUAGAGUUCGGAAUUUCCAGUGCUGUGUCUGUGCCAUGUUACUGGCUUUGUGCAUGAUGGCACUGGUAGUAACGAUUAGCUAUUCAGUGAAUCACACUACCGAGAAUAGGAACGUAACAUCCCUAACCCUGGAUUCAGGUAAUUUAUUACAUUCUACGUGGAAUCUCAUGAGAGCAGAGUUUGUCGAUACAAAUGUAACGGCAUUGACUGACAGCGAGUGGCAGAGUGGAAUUUCAGCGGGUCACGAGGCGAUCAAAGAGCGCGUGACAGCCAAUGCUGGAGCAACACCUUUGAUAAAUCCAUCGCCAAAUUUCAGACACCAAUUUGCCGUCAGUACCAGUGUAUUUGCUGGCCAACUAGCUCUCGCUGGUCUUGCGGAAAUAGCGGCAACACGAGUUAUUGAGAGAGGCCGACUUUUACUUGGAAAACAGUCAUCGAUCGGAGCAUAUUUUGAUAGUGGUUGGGCAUUGGACGGUGGGUGCAAAGAAUUUGGAAAUAUUACCUGUCUAAAAAGCAAGUAUCGGACCUAUGAUGGGACCUGCAACCAUAAACGACAGUGGGGUUCUGCUUUCUCACCGUUCAAAAGGUCUUUACCACCGGACUACGGUGAUGGACUUAGUUCGCCCAGGAAAGGAAAAUCGGGCAAGAGUUUACCAUCCGCUCGUGAAGUCAGUCUCCGUGUUCAUUCACCAUCUCCAAGUUCGAAUCCAUCAUUCACUGUUAUGUUAGCUGUGUUUGGGCAAUUCUUUGAUCAUGAUAUUACGGCAACUGCCAUAAGUCAAGGAACUAACGGCAGUUCUAUAGCGUGCUGUCCUCCUGCAACUGGCCAUCCAGAGUGCUUUCCUGUCCGCGUGGGACCAGGUGAUCCGGUCUAUGACGCCACUAAAAGUACCUGCAUGGAGUUUGUCAGAUCAGCUCCAGCUCCUCAAUGCAGAAUCGGCCCACGCCAACAGCUUAAUCAGGUGAGCGCAUUCAUUGAUGCUUCUGUGGUAUAUGGUGCAACUGAACCCAGCGCUCAAUAUCUUCGGGAAGGAGUGGGCGGUCGCUUAAAAAUGCAGGUAACACCGGAUAACAGAACGCUCCUACCUCCAAGUGAAAACCCGAACGAUGGAUGUAACAGGAUUCUCGAAAAUCUGCGUGGGCGAUACUGCUUCGCAUCAGGCGAUGCCAGAGCGAACGAGAAUCUUCACCUAACUACAAUGCAUCUGCUAUGGGCACGUCAACAUAAUAGAAUUGCAGAUACUUUAGCCAGAAUAAAUCCUCAAUGGAACGAUGAAAGACUCUAUCAAGAAGCAAGGCGCAUUGUUGGGGCUCAGCUACAACACAUUGCAUACAAUGAAUUUCUACCCAUCGUACUAGGUAAAACUGCAAUUGAUGAGAAGGGAUUGAAACUUCGCAAUAAUGGUUAUUGGAAGGGUUAUGAUUCCAAAGUUGAUCCUGCAAUAGCAAAUGAAUUUGCAGCAGCAGCAUUCAGAUUUGCUCAUACGCUGCUUCCGGGGCUUAUGAAAAUAACUGACGCGGCAAAGGGAACUUCUUCAUAUACAGAGCUUCACAAAAUGCUCUUCAACCCUUACAGUUUGUACAAAUCAAGUGGUGUUGAAGAUUCAGUUAGUUCAGCCACUGCUAAUUUCAUACAAAAAACUUCGACGCAUGUUACUUCACAGCUGACCAGAUAUAUGUUCGAAGAUCCUGUAGCCAAUAAUUCGAUUCCGUGUGGUUUGGAUUUGGUGUCUCUAAACAUACAACGAGGUAGAGACCACGGGUUAGAUGGCUAUCCGGCUUGGAGGGAACGCUGUGGACUCAGUCGUCCAGCCAAAUUUUCGGACUUGAAGGAUGACCUUGAUGCCGAUGCAUUAGCAGAAAUAUCCAAGUUAUACGUGUCUGUGGAUGACAUCGAUUUGUACAGUGGAGCAUUAGCCGAACUACCAAAGACUGGUGGACUUUUAGGGCCAACGUUCACAUGUCUCAUUACUGAUCAGUUUACUCGAUUGCGACAAGGCGAUCGCUACUGGUAUGAAACUGACGAAGCGCCUCAAGCUUUUACGAAAGACCAAUUACAAGAAAUACGGAAGACUUCACUUGCCAAGCUGAUUUGCGAGUGCUCGGAUGGAAUUGUGAAAAUUCAAGCGGAGGUGAUGCGUGCACGAGGACCCAAUAAUCCAGCAAUGUCUUGCGUCGAUAUUUUGGGCCCAUCCUUGGAUAAGUGGAAAGAAUAAAAGCGUACUGCUGUAAAUGUCACGAGCGAAUUUGAGCCCAAGCGGCAAUUAUGAUUAUGUUACAGAUAAAUUUGCGAGUGACGAGGUUACAUUUGAGUAUAAAAUCUGUUUAUAGACUUUACAACUGAUAGUCAGAUCACAUCAAUCUAUACUAUCAAGGAUAGCUCAGCUUAUUCAUCUACACAAAUCAUGAGACCGAGAUAUUAUACGCUGGAAAAGUAUCGAGGAUGAUUUAAAAUACAUGGUGAAAAUUAACUGAUUGGAGAAAUCCGAUUUUAUUUCAAAAACAGUUUGGGUUUAACAAUUAAUGAUCUAAACAUGUGUUGGUAACCAAUAAUUAACAAUACCCUAUUCUCAACAAUGAAAUUAAAAGUUAAUAAGAUAUGGGUAUUGAACAAAUGUGUGUGUGGGUGUGUGUAUGUAUUUGUCAAUAUUUUCAGGUUUAAGAGGAAAAUCAUGUAUUUGGUGAAAACGAUAGAACAAAAUUUUCAAGCUGACGUAGAGUGAUAUAGAAUGUAAAAUAGUACUUGACUUCAUACGUGAAAAUGAAUAAAAUUAGGUGGUAAUUUCUUUUCUCAUCAUAACUCUUUAAAACUAUAUAUUCUGCAGUUUAGAAAAUUUCAUUUUCGUCAUUCAUCAACGUAACCAAUAACAAUGUAGGCAAUCAUACGGCAAGACUUAAUAAAAGUGCCGUCCCUCGUUUGAUCCAAAAAUCUGGUCCCUCAGGCCCUGCUUUCAAAUCAACAGCCACAACGAAGGAUGAUCUUCCUUGCCCGCCACAUCUUUGUGGGUAGUAAUAGCAAGGGCAGUUGUACAAUCCUGAUAAAAACAUUAAAAGAAUUAUCAUCAGAGUUAUCCACUGUAUCCCUCAAAGUAUCCGAAAAGGUGAAGAUAGAUGAAGAACCACUAAGGUUUCUGACAAUACCAUAUCAGAAUUGCAAACAAAUCUCAUUAUUGUAUUAUAACGGGUGUGCUUAAGAGACAUAUAGACUUGAGAAAGAUUUCGAGCUGUCUGUAUUAGUUACUAUUUAUUUGGUUAAAAACGAAGACAAUAUUUUUAAGGUUUGAAUUUUAAAUUGGAUUCAAAAAAGCUUGAUCCGAGUAAUAUAGAAAGUAGAUGAGAGGAGAGAUUAGUGAAAUUCUAUAAUUUUUGGAUUUGCUUGAAAUUUAAACUUAUACCAGAGCUUCAUAAGACUAGUUGUUUUCAUUCAGUUAUAAUCAAUUAUAUUCAACGUGUGGCCAGGUUAAUAAGGUCAAGAACACUAAUGUUCUUGAAAAAACCUCUAACCACAAAAUUUUUACUAUGAAAAUUCCGGAAAGGUCCUUAGUUAUCAGAAGAGCCAUUAAAAUUGCGUUUCAACAAGUUACCGACUAUCUGUACCAAUAAUUUGCAACAGGCCAUUCAUUUGAAUUUGCUAAGAUUUGUGUGGAAAUGGUCAAUGGGGGCAUCCAUUAAUCACGCGAUGCCUUUAUAAUCAAUCUUAGACCCCCCCCCCCCUCCCCC